UGUGUUGAAAAAAUUUGCAACGAUCAAAGAACGACCUUGCAUUUCUUUAGCAGAGUCAAGUAUUCACAUGGUCAGUGAUCAUGAAGUGUAGAACAUAGCAGCCAUUAGAGUCCGGUGUCCUAUCCUCUGUUGUCGUUGGAGGAAGUAUGGACUCUCCUGUUGCGAUUAAACGUCCUUCGCCUGACGACGGCGAGGAUGCCCCGAGCAAGAAAGAUGCUAAAUUGUCUAAGUACGCAAUGCGCAGACAGCGGAUUUUAGAAGAAGAAGAAGCAGAACGCAUAAAAGUCAGUGAUGAAGGUGAGAGUAGUGAUGACGAUGCCUCUUAUGUGCCGUUAAGAAUACGCAGGGAGGAAGAAGUAGCAAGGAGAAAUCAAAUUCUUGCGAGCCAUUUGCCUGCUCCUGUUGUUGAGGACAAGCCAGUGGAGGACGAAGAGGAUCAAGAUGAUAUUGCAAUUCGUAGUGGUGUGAGUCUGCUAGAUCAGCACUCUGAGCUAAAGCGUAAAGCUCAGAGGCACCGUGAAACUGCUAAGGAGAAGCAGUUGAAGGAGGAAACCGAAAUUCUUCAAAGUAUUGGUGAGAAAACUGCCCUCAUGGCAGCUAAGGAGUUGGCGAAAGGAAUCACGUAUGAGGAGAGUCUAGUAACGAGCUGGCAGCCUCCACGGUACAUUCUGGACAUGCCUGAUGCAAGACAUGAGCGAGUGCGCAAGAAGCUACACAUAUUGGUUGAGGGUGAUGAUGUGCCACCCCCAUGCAAAACCUUCCGCUCGAUGAAACUACCGCCAGCCAUUAUUUCUGGUUUGAAAAAGAAGAGCAUCACGCAUCCGACACCGAUCCAGAUCCAAGGCAUACCUGCUAUUCUUAAUGGCCGUGAUAUGAUUGGCAUUGCGUUCACAGGCUCUGGAAAGACAUUGGUUUUCACCCUACCCCUAGUCAUGUUCUGUUUGGAACAGGAGCGUCGUCUACCGUUUGUGACUGGAGAGGGCCCUUACGGCUUGAUUAUUUGCCCGUCCCGUGAGCUUGCGACGCAGACGUUUGAGGGCCUAGAGCACUUCUCCGCUGCUCUAACCAGUUCGGGUUUGCCAACACUGCGCUCUGUGCUAGCUAUUGGCGGCAUUGGUAUGCGAGAGCAGUCUGAUGGAAUUCGCCGUGGCUGUCACAUGAUGGUAGCAACUCCCGGCCGUCUGAUGGAUCUACUCAACAAGAAGAUCCUCAACUUGGAAGUCUGCCGCUACCUUUGUCUUGACGAAGCUGAUCGUAUGAUCGAUCUCGGGUUUGAAGAGAACAUCCGAGAGAUCUUCUCCUACUUCAAAGGGCAGCGUCAGACACUGCUGUUCUCCGCUACCAUGCCUAAGAAGAUCCAGAACUUUGCUCGCAGCGCUCUGGUUCGGCCAGUGACUGUCAAUGUUGGUCGAGCGGGUGCUGCCAAUCUGGACGUCAUCCAGGAGGUGGAGUAUGUGAAGCACGAGGCCAAGGUCGUGUAUCUACUGGAGUGCUUGCAGAAGACAGCCCCACCUGUACUGAUCUUUGCCGAGAAGAAAUCAGACGUGGAUGACAUUCAUGAGUACCUGUUGCUGAAGGGUGUCAAUGCUGUGGCCAUUCACGGUGGAAAGAGCCAGGAGGAGCGUAGCUGGUCUGUAAAAGAGUACCGUGCCGGCAACAAGGAUGUUCUCGUUGCCACCGAUGUGGCCUCGAAAGGUCUUGACUUUCCGAAUGUGCAGCAUGUUAUCAACUUUGACAUGCCCGCCGACAUUGAGAAUUAUGUACAUCGUAUCGGUCGUACUGGUCGCUGCGGAAAGACAGGAGUUGCGACCACAUUCAUCAACAAGUCGUGCGACGAGUCUGUUCUGCUCGAUCUGAAGCAUCUUCUUGUUGAAGCUAGGCAAAAGCUACCUCCCGUCCUUGCGGCACUGAACUCACAAGACACCGACUACCUGGACCUUGAAGCCGAGAACAAAGGCUGUGGUUACUGCGGUGGCUUGGGUCAUCGCAUCACCGAAUGUCCGAAGCUGGAAGCAAUACAGAACAAGGCGGCAGCAAGUAUUGGCAAGGGCGAUUACCUGUCUAAUACAUCUGCCGAUUGGUAAUAGUGUGCUUGCUUGUCGCUUGCUGCACUUCUUCCUAGACUUGUAUAUACUACCACUGUACAAAGAGAAGGCCCUGGCUUUAUCACAUUUGUGUACAUGAUUGAACCGCGUUGAUGUUCGGCACUGUGUUAUUCCACUGCACAUGAUUGACUGGUUGUACAUAGCUUUACUUUCGCUUUCCAUUCUGCCUGCGCUGUUUUGAGUGUGUGUGUGUGCGUGUGUGUGUGUGUGUGUGUGUGUGUGUGUGUGUGCAUGCUGCACGUGCGUGCCUGCGCUGAUGUUUUAUCCUGUGCUAUUGCUUCUGUUCUGCUUUGUUUUGUAUUUUCGUGCUCUCUUCUGGUAAGAGUGAUGCUGUCUUUUGCAUUCUAGUCAUCUGAAAUUGAUUUUGUGUUUAUAUUUUUGCUUCUGAUAAUGCAGGAGGCUCCGCUGGGAGAAAGUCCACAGCCUACCUCCUUGUCAUCAUACAA
Messenger RNA from Sycon ciliatum, 2551 nucleotides. Its product is annotated as probable ATP-dependent RNA helicase DDX41. Lineage: Eukaryota; Metazoa; Porifera; Calcarea; Leucosolenida; Sycettidae. The record is from RefSeq and is a predicted model, not a curated record. Gene Ontology annotation, cellular component: spliceosomal complex. Gene Ontology annotation, molecular function: RNA helicase activity; ATP binding; RNA binding. The transcript has a single exon. Gene Ontology annotation, biological process: mRNA splicing, via spliceosome. Bases 147 to 2084 code for a protein of 645 amino acids.